Messenger RNA from Alosa alosa (allis shad), 3519 nucleotides. RefSeq names its product oxysterol binding protein-like 8 (gene osbpl8). Gene Ontology annotation, cellular component: membrane; intracellular membrane-bounded organelle; cytosol. Lineage: Eukaryota; Metazoa; Chordata; Actinopteri; Clupeiformes; Clupeidae. The transcript is spliced from 25 exons. The coding region runs from base 502 to 3225 and encodes 907 amino acids. Gene Ontology annotation, molecular function: cholesterol binding. The record is from RefSeq and is a predicted model, not a curated record.
AGACACCACGGACAGACGAGGGCUUAUCAUCACUCGUCCCAGGGCUAGGAGUGAUGACAAUGUAUGGAUAUCAUUUCAAUCAGUGACGUUAGUCUGGCUAGUUACAAGCUAAGAUACAAUUUCCUCUUUUGAAUUUCUCCCAAAGUAACUGUUAGUCAUCAUCUAGAUAGAGUAAGCUCACGUUAACCUCAACAUAAACGUUAACGUUACAACCUAUGGGCAACGUCUAUUUCAGCUAGCUAUCCCUAGCUAUCUAGACUUUCUAGUUCAGACUGCCUGCCUGGGAUGAAGUAAUCCACAACUGUAAGACUGUCUGGCUAGCACCAAGGGGUUGCAGAUCACACCUCGAUGAAAUAAGGACAUUCUCGGGAUAAUACGGGCGACCAAAACAAGACUGGUGCUGGUGUUGCUCUCACUGAAAAACUGCUUUUCACUGCGUGAGCCGCAUGAGUCAUGCGGGUCUCUGAGCAGCUCUGAGGGUUUUGAGGCAGAGUGGGAAAAAUGGAGUCUUCUUCUGAGUUCCAGGGGGAACCUGAGAAAGCUCUGCAUCAUGCAGAGAUCAAAGAACCCCCUGGCUGCUCAGCUGCCUUAAUGCCUGGUGAUGAUGCGGCCCUUUUGACCCCGGGGAGGAUGAGUCAGCGCCAAGGAAAGGAGGCGGGCCUUCACACGCCCAAUCGAGACCUGCUCACAAGCCCCUCCCUCAGUCCUGGGGUCAGCUACAGCCAUGGGUUCGAUCGGGGGAAGGACGACACGCCUCUGAAAGAGGACAGUCAAUCCAUAUCCAAGAGCAAGUCUGAAUCGAAGCUCUACAACGGCUCAGACAAAGAUGUCUCUACGUCAGGGAGCAAGCUCACAAAGAAGGAAUCUCUCAAGGUUCAGAAGAAGAACUACCGGGAGGAGAAGAAGCGUGCCACCAAGGAGCUCCUCAGCACCAUCACUGACCCCUCCGUCAUCGUCAUGGCCGACUGGCUCAAGAUCCGUGGCACCCUGAAGAGCUGGACCAAGCUGUGGUGCGUGCUGAAACCCGGGGUGCUGCUCAUCUACAAGACGCACAAGAACGGCCAGUGGGUGGGCACGGUGCUGCUCAACGCCUGCGAGCUCAUCGAGCGGCCCUCCAAGAAGGACGGCUUCUGCUUCAAGCUCUUCCACCCCCUCGAGCAGUCCAUCUGGGCCGUUAAGGGACCCAAAGGGGAGGCGGUGGGCUCCAUCACACAGCCACUGCCCAGCAGUCACCUCAUAUUCCGUGCUGCCUCCGAAUCUGACGGUCGGUGUUGGAUGGAUGCUCUGGAGCUGGCUCUGAAGUGUUCGAGUCUUCUGAAGCGCACCAUGAUCCGUGAGGGCAAGGAGGAGAUGGGCCCAGCCACGGAGCACUCACACAUCAACUUCUACAGCCUGCUCCGCGCACACAACAUGCAGGGCUUCCAGUUCAACGACAGUGACCAGUUCAAGGACCCGGACCUGUACUCGGACAAAUCGGACCGGGAGAACGAGCAGGAGCACGAGGAGUCGGACAACGAGGCGCUGGAGAAGAGCGAGGAGAGCGACAGCGACACGUCGGAGCGUCAGGACGACUCGUACGUGGACACGGAUCCCAACGAGGUGCUGCGUGAGACGCCCUACUUGGAGCAGAGCCAUGAGGAGCUGGGUGAGGCGGGCGAGGCGUCUCAGACCGAGACUGUAUCUGAGGAAAACAAGUCUCUGAUCUGGACCCUGCUGAAGCAGGUUCGACCGGGCAUGGACCUGUCCAAGGUGGUGCUGCCCACCUUCAUCCUGGAGCCGCGCUCCUUCCUGGACAAGCUCUCCGAUUACUACUACCACGCAGACUUCCUGUCCGAGGCGGCGGUGGAGGAAAAUGCCUACAACAGGAUGAAGAAGGUGGUGAAGUGGUACAUCUCCGGCUUCUACAAAAAACCAAAGGGACUGAAGAAGCCGUAUAACCCCAUCAUCGGGGAGACCUACCGCUGUGUGUGGCUCCACCCAAACACCUCCAGCAAAACCUUCUACAUCUCUGAACAGGUAUCCCAUCAUCCUCCAGUGUCGGCCUUCUACGUGAGCAACAGGAAGGAUGGCUUCUGUCUCAGCGGCAGCAUCCUGGCCAAGUCAAAGUUCUACGGGAACUCUCUUUCUGCAAUCCUGGAUGGAGAGGCAAGACUCACAUUCCUCAACAGGGGAGAGGACUAUGUCAUGAACAUGCCCUAUGCCCACUGUAAAGGUAUCCUGUACGGCACGAUGACUCUAGAGUUAGGCGGACAGAUCACCAUCACCUGUGAGAAGACUGGCUACAGUGCCCAGCUGGAGUUCAAACUCAAGCCAUUCCUGGGCAGCAGUGACAGCGUCAACCAGAUCUCUGGGAAGAUCAAGCUGGGGAAGGAGGUGCUGGCCACUCUGGAGGGACACUGGGACAGUGAGAUCUUCAUCAACGAUAAGAAGACGGGGGAGAUGGAGACCUUCUGGAACCCCACCCCAGAGCUGCGGCAGAGCCGGCUGAUCCGCUGCACCGUCGCCCCUGAGGAGCAGGGCGAGUUUGAGUCCGAGAGGUUGUGGCAACAUGUGACGCGGGCCAUCAACAACAAGGACCAGACGGAGGCCACCAACGAGAAGUUCAUCCUGGAGGAGGCGCAGAGGAAGUCGGCGCGAGAGCGCAAGGCCAAGUGCGAGGAGUGGAACCCCGCUCUGUUCGAACAGGACUCCAUCACGGGAGAGUGGCACUACCGCUACGCAGAUACUCGGCCGUGGGAUCCGCUGAACGAUCUGAUUCAGUUUGAGAAAGACGGCUUGAUCCAGUCUAAAGUGCGCCACCGCACCCCUAUGGUACGUUCUGGCAGUGUUAUUAGUCUCAGUAACCAGGGGUCGCGGAGGGACAAUUGCAAGUGCCAGCAGGUGACGGGACCCAAGCGGAAGCUGAAGCAGGCUGAUAAGCCCAAGAGUCCAGAGAGCGGCUGCUCCUCCCCAGAGCCUGAUCGACAGGACUCCUCUGGCAGUGAGAGACACAAAAGCAAGCACAACAGCCGGUUAAGGAAAAAAGGAACAGACCUCAGUGAACUUCAAAGUGCCAUUGAAUCCAUAAAGCAGACGCAAGAGGAUAUCAACAGGAGUGUGAGCACGCUGCGUAGUCGGGCAGCAGGCCAUGGGGCAUCGGAGGGAGGCUUCCUCCAGCAGCGAGACUACCUUAUCAUCUUCUUCCUCAUCCUACUCCAGGUCUUCAUCAACUUCCUUUUCAAGUAACGGCGGCAAUGGACGCUUCAGUCUCUCCCUCUCUCACACGACACACACACACACACACACACACACACACACACACACACACACACACUUCUGUACAUACACACAGAGCUGUGGUCACACAAGCGUCUGUCCCAAAUCCCGCACUCAUUCACACAUACUCUCACUUAAGACAGACUGCUACCAGGAGCAAGGAUGGAAGGAAGGAGAGAGAGAGAGAGAAGAACGAUUAGUGUCUUACCUGGAAUACUUCUUUCCCUCUUUAUCUUUUUAUUUUGUCCUCCCUCCCUCCCUCCC